Anopheles coluzzii is the source of this 2381-nucleotide messenger RNA. RefSeq lists its product as uncharacterized. Bases 502 to 2007 code for a protein of 501 amino acids. The record is from RefSeq and is a predicted model, not a curated record. NCBI's taxonomy places the organism in Eukaryota, Metazoa, Arthropoda, Insecta, Diptera, Culicidae. The transcript is spliced from 3 exons.
AAAAAUAAUUGUCAGAUACACGCACGCAAGUAUUCGCGAUGUCAGUACGGCUGGGCUACUCGCACUCAGUUGCAUAUUUUGCGUUCUAAAUAAACCAAGGGGUUUAUCAAUACACAAAUCACGUAUUUAAAGCAACGAGGUGACGGUGAAUACUAGACAUACAUUGUGUGAGAUUUUGUAGUACUACCUUGUGCAAACGUUUUUCUACAGGUAGAUGAUCAACGUGAUCGUUCUAAAGCCAAAUCCGACACGGCCUUAUAUAAGCAAUAACCAAAUCGACAAGCCGAGAAAGUGCUAAGGGUGUUGCGCGCAUGCCUGAGGACUGACAAAUAUUUUUGUUGUGAAACAUCAUUGAAUCGCGAAUAGAGGAAACGAAUUUGCAAAGUUAUUAAGACGCAAAGCAAAGAAAUGAAGGAAGUAUAAGUUUUGGUUUUGAUUUGACUCUUAAUAGUUGUUUUGAGAUUGAUACAAAAGUUGUUCAGCUCCAAGAAGUGAAGUAAAAUGUCCAAAAAGUUACCCGUUCGCACACUGAGCGAACUGACGCUGGCAGAGAUGGCCGGUACGAUCGUUGGCUCGAUCGGAACCAUGGUACAGACGAGCCUUGCGUUUGGUAUUCCACCCGACUACACGCUGUUGAUGGUUGAGAUCAACUCCUAUAUGGACAACAUGGGAGCUACAAGCAACAUCUACGAGGAUCUGCUGCGCGUUAUCCUUUGUUCCGACUCGCUUGACGCUUCGAUGCGCUUCUGCUGCCUGCAGAUGCUGCUGAACGAAGGCGUACAGUGUCUGGUAACGGAUAUCUUCCCCCUAGCCUACUACGAGCGCAUACUGCAGGUGAUUGCUGCGCAAGGUCGUGGUCUGCGCCAGCUAAACAUGAAAGGAGUGUGGGUGAAGGAGGAGUGCAUGUGUUUCAUGUUUGAGAUUGUGAAGCGUUUACCGCACCUUACCAGACUGACCAUCCCGCACAUCGCGAACGAUAAUCUGCUGAAGCAUAUCGCCGACUACAGCCGCUGUAUGAGACAGUUGGACAUUAGCGGCGAAACGGACAUAACGGAGAUUGGCAUCGAGUAUCUGUGUUACGGCGAGUGCCGAAACCAUCUCACCGUUGUGGAUAUUGGUUCGCUCGGGGAAGAAAAUAUAUGCCACACCGAUGUGGCCUUGCUACUCCAGAACCUGCCAAACCUGGCUACGCUGAAGUCAUACUCGUUCGUUGGUCGUAGCCUGCAGUACAUUGUCGAGAAGAAGGAUGCCAACUUCAAGUGUCGGUUGGUGUACGUACACGACAUGGAAACGGACGCCACAACACUGGAUGCAAUAGUACGUACCUGCCCACGGCUGGAGGACAUCUAUCUCGAUUCGCCCGAGGCAGGCAUACUGGAGAAGCUGUGUUCGGUGAAACUACGCCGCUUGAAGCUGUACAAGUUCAGUGCCUACGAAUUGCUGGGGCUGGCGGAGCACAAUGGCAAAUCGCUGUACCAUGUGACCGUAAUCAAGGGGUAUGGUCCACUCGAGAUCGAUCGGCUUGUGCGCUCCUGUCCGAAUCUGAUCGAUCUCGACUUCUACAUGAUGGAUUCGCUGACGUUUGCGGGCGACAGCAGUUUCACCAAUCUGCAAGGGUUGGAAAUUUUGAGCAGUCCGAUACAGAAGCCAAGCCUGCGUCGUUUCAUUUGUCAUACGACGACGCUACGUCGGCUGGCGGUGGAUGCAGUCACCUUUUCCGAUGAGGACAUCAGCUCGAUGGUGAUUGAGCACGAUUUCUAUCAGCUGGAGGAUGUUUGGUUCACAUCGGCCCCAUAUCUAUCGAUUGCUUCUGUAGAGAUUCUGAUGGAUCGCUGCCCAGAGCUGCAGAGCGUUGGUCAACUGAGCGGAUGGGCAUUGACGCCCGAUGACGUGACGUUACUUCGCGGGAUACUGAAAAGCUGCAACUCCUCUCUGGUGCUGAACACGUACCAGCCCCGAAGGAAAGCUAGACACCCCGUAUCGUGGAUCGUAAUGCGACGCGACUGAUCGUUGUACCGGUUAAGCAAAUAAAGUUCCAUCUGUACCGUGUACUCGAAUGCAAAACGCGCUCUCUGGGGUCGGUUUCCCCGCUUGCUCACAUUUCUCAUGGGGAUGUUCUUUUUUCUCACUUUCCAAUUUUUCCAGAUAAUACAAUCACUUUGACGGCGUACCAAGGGCAUUAUUUGCUUUGCAGAACGGCACAUUAGGAGUUUACGAGCGUUGUGAUUUCAAUGCGAGUGUUCGGAACUUGGUUGAGUUAUUUUUCGUUUUGUUGUUUUGGAUACAUCUCAGUGAAGCACAACUCACUCGUCCCAAAAAAGAAAACAUGAAUUGGUGAACAGAAACAUUAAAAAAACAAUAAACAUCCUACCACACGUGUC